AUGGACCUCCUCAAAAAGUUUUGCGCUUCCCGAGUAUCAUUUUACAACUCUGACUUUCCCAUAUCACUAACACACCGCUCGAACCAUACAGUAACACUACCAGAAUUAUGCAAGCAUUCGACCCCGCCAUACCAACCCAGUCUCAUCCUAUUCAACGGACAUCUGCAAACGUUAUGGACAGCUCUAAGCCGCAACGAGAUCGUUGUGCGCUACAAGCGCCGGAUCUUCAAGUCGGAAGAUGACUUAUACCCGGGAAGUUUCGCUGUCGACUUUGUCAGCCAGGACGACAAUGACAUCAAGCAAGAAGACUCCUCAUUGCCCCCACAGACGACAUACUACAGAGAUCAUGAUGCGCCCACUGGCUCGCUUGACUGCGCACCAAUGCUGGUUGCACUGCACGGUGUGGCUGGCGGUUCUCAUGAGCCGUAUGUUAAGCAUGUGUUAGCACCGCUGGUCGCGUCUGGGUGGAAGGCAUGCGUCGUUGUGUCGCGCGGUUGCGGCGGAAGUCAGCUAACCAGUCCGCUGCUGUAUAAUGCGCGAUCGACGUGGGACCUGAAGCAGACAGUGACUUUCUUGCGGCGUCGGUUCCCUAACCGGCCGCUGUAUGCUAUUGGCUUCUCUAUUGGAGCGAACAUCCUUGUUAACUACCUUGGCGAGGAGGGUGAGAAUUGUGGUGUCAGAGCCGCUGUGGUCUGCUCGAACCCUUGGAACUUGGAGGUCGUUGACAACGCACUCCGGCGGAGCUGGAUGGGCCUCAACAUCUACUCACAUGCCAUGGCUGACGGAGCGAAGCAGAUCGUGCAACGUCACGCUGACAUGGUAUUGAGAAACCGUAGCAUUGCUGCUACCGCCGUAGAAAAGAUUCGAUAUUUUUUUGAUUUCGAUAUGUAUGCAUACAAUCAUAUUGAUCAUCAUGUGGCUAUAACUGAGCUUACGUUCAAAAGUGCUGUACAACUGCCCAUGUGGGGCUAUCCAACGAAAGGGACGUAUUACAGGGAUGCAUCAUCAGUUGAUGCGGUCUUAGCAGUGCGAGUCCCGCUCUUUGCUCUCAACGCAGAAGACGACCCGAUUUCCCAUCGUGAGGCGUUGCCAUUCGACGAGUUCCAAAACAACCCUUAUACCGUGCUUUGCACGACUUCUUCGGGCGGUCAUCUUGGUUGGUACGAAUCAGAAGAGCAAAGAUGGUUCGCCAAACCUGUCAUCACAUUUCUUGAGACUGUACAUCAUGAUAUAGACUGGACGAAAGAUGUGAAGCUUGCUUCGCAUGUCACAACGGCGGCUCAUGGCCUUGAGUACAAACCAGUGCGCCGCAAGAUGCAAUAUACCACCGCGGCGAACUCUCCUGGCCAAUCUGAACUUCAGUUUCCGCAUGAUCAGCUCUGGUUUUUCUAA
Exserohilum turcica Et28A is the source of this 1392-nucleotide messenger RNA. RefSeq lists its product as uncharacterized. The transcript has 5 exons. Gene Ontology annotation, biological process: medium-chain fatty acid catabolic process; medium-chain fatty acid biosynthetic process. The record is from RefSeq and is a predicted model, not a curated record. Lineage: Eukaryota; Fungi; Ascomycota; Dothideomycetes; Pleosporales; Pleosporaceae. Gene Ontology annotation, molecular function: monoacylglycerol lipase activity; acetylesterase activity. Bases 1 to 1392 code for a protein of 463 amino acids.